CAGCUGCUCGGUCACAUUCGGCUUUUGUCGUUCGGGAGGAGGAAUGGACGAAGCGGACUCGGCAACGAAAGCGCUCGGGCUGGAUGAACCGCCCAUCGACAUGCCGCCGGAGGAGCAAGUGGGCUCGGAUACCGAGUCGGAGGCCGAAGUCACCACGAUGGCCGUAAUGGCGGAACCGGGCAACAUCGACAUGGGAGCCGAGUCCCUGCCGAAUCCAGACGAGGCCGAGGCGGCAUUCGCAGAGGUGACGGCUGUGACGGUGGCGGACGUUCAAACUGCAGAGGACAACGUUUUUACCACGACGGUCGCCACGUCGGGAAGUCUCCCUGAACACGUGCUGAGUGGGAGGACAACCCUCCAGCUGGGUGAUGGUCUCAGUACCCGGAAGGCCACCUUGAUUGUAGUUCACACUGAUGGCAGCAUCGUGGAGGCUACUGGCCUCAAAUCUGCUACCGCGAUGGCACCAGGCCCACAGUCUCCCCCCAACCCGCUGACUCCACCCCAGGACAAAGAUUCUUGCUCCAAGUACAACUGGGACCCCUCAGUGUACAACAACGAGCUGCCUGUCCGCUGCAGAAACACCAGCGGAGUUCUCUACAAGACCCGACUGGGAUCAGGGGGCAAAGGUCGCUGCAUCAGACACAACCAGCAGUGGUUCACGCCCACUGAGUUCGAAGGUCUGGCGGGAAGAGCGAGCAGCAAAGACUGGAAGAGGAGCAUCAGAUACGCGGGCAGACCUCUGCUCUGCCUCAUCCAGGAGCGUAUCCUGAAUCCCCACGCUGCUUCCUGUACCUGUGCAGCCUGCUGUGAUGACCUGUCAGGGUGUGCCAAGGAUGGCGAGACUCUGGAAGCAGAAAACAUCAGUAUGACUGGUCCAGUCCGCCUCUUUGUCCCGUAUAAGAGACGCAAGAAGGACAACGAGCCUUCCGUUAUCUCCCCCAAAAAAGAACUUUCUGCUACCAAAAACAUCACGCUGACCCCGGGGACCACAUUCACGGUGUCCCCGUCAGGACAGUUCACCACCUCUGGCACCUUGACCUUUGACCGCACUCCGGCGAGCGACGCCACCGCCGCCGCCGCCGCCGCUGCUGCCAUCAUCUCAGAGGGCUCGGCGCAGAGCGAGGUGUUCGCCAGCACAGAAGGUGUGUGUGUGUGUGUGUGUGCGCGCGUGUGUGUGUGUGUGUGUGUGUGUAUUCAGUGUAGUCUGAGUCAGUCGUUUCAGAACCACAUCACGUUUGAGCAGCCGGAGGAAUCGGAGGCCAAGAGGAGCCCUGAAAACAUCACCGAGAUCAUCAUCAACCAAAUGUGUGUGAACUGCGGCCGGGUGGCCAUGAGUGAGUGUACCGGCUGUCACAAGGUCAACUACUGCUCCACCUUCUGUCAGAGAAAGGACUGGAAGGAACAUCAGCACACCUGCUGUCAAUCAGCAGGGGGCGUGGCUGUUCAGGAGGAGGAGCCAAUCACAGCCCUCGACAUGGACAAAGUGAAAUGAAGGAGCGCACCGUCACCCACAGUAAACACGAGGUCAUCACGCAGGAAUAUUUUCACAUGGUGCAAAAAGGAGCGAGUCUGUUUUGAAGACUUUAAAUCUCCUCACAGGAACUUUUAUUGUGAAAGUCCCCUCCGACCGCCAGGAAAACACGGCGUCUGAUCUGCCGCUUACGUAUAAAAACGUUAAGACUUUUUAUUCGUGGAGCAAAGAUCGAUGAAUAUUUUCACAUUGACUUCAAAUGAGUUUCCCUACCAGUUCAUCACAAUGUUACAGAGAGGAUGAUAACACGGUUCAGGGCUGCAACUAACUAUUAUUUGAAUUAUGGAUUAAUCAGUCAAUUAUUUUUAUUUAUACCCAUGAUCAUUUUUUUCAUUUGUUAUCUUUCCUCAAUCACUGUGUUCUCUCUGUUGUUUCAUGUUACAGUAUCGGAUGCAUGUGUUGUGCCAUUUUGACUUCAGAUAAACUGAUUUAAAUCUCCGUCCAGAGAACGUAUUGGUUAAACAAAGUCCACUCAUCAAUAUAAAUAAAAAUAAAACAAAAUCAAAUGAACCCCGGCCCCCGCCCUCGCCAAUACUCAGAGAGGAAUUUUGUGUCGUCUGUUGUCAAGAGUAUUUGUCUUUAUCGUUUUGAGGCACAAUCAGCUGUUGUCUGAUUCAAAAAUGACUUGAUUUUUACGGGUUGUUUUCGUUUUUUCUUCCCACUUGAAGACCCUUUUUUUGAGUCUGUUUUCUAUGAAGAACCUCAGAGAUAAUGUAUGUAAAUAUUAUGGUAUAUUUACAAGAUUAUAACAUGAUCAUAUUUUAGGAUUUUGAAGCUUUGUAGUUACAUUUCUUUCUUCUUUUUUUUUUUUUUACUUAAUUCAAGUAAUUCAAACUCAGAAGCUCCAAAAAUAGUCCGGAGCCGCCACUAUUAAACCAUGUAAUUAAACUGAACUUAAUUUUUCCAUAUGGGAUUCAGAAGAGACUUUAGUUGUCAUUCAUAUUGUUUGAUGUUUAUUCAAUUAAUUUAAUAAAAUCAGAUUUCAGGUGAUA
This is a messenger RNA of Etheostoma cragini (Arkansas darter), 2523 nucleotides long. RefSeq names its product DEAF1 transcription factor (gene deaf1). Gene Ontology annotation, biological process: regulation of transcription by RNA polymerase II. The transcript is spliced from 12 exons. The record is from RefSeq and is a predicted model, not a curated record. Gene Ontology annotation, cellular component: nucleus. Gene Ontology annotation, molecular function: DNA binding; DNA-binding transcription factor activity, RNA polymerase II-specific. NCBI's taxonomy places the organism in Eukaryota, Metazoa, Chordata, Actinopteri, Perciformes, Percidae. The coding region runs from base 44 to 1492 and encodes 482 amino acids.